This is a messenger RNA of Peronospora matthiolae, 240 nucleotides long. The record is from the annotation of a GenBank genome assembly. NCBI's taxonomy places the organism in Eukaryota, Oomycota, Peronosporomycetes, Peronosporales, Peronosporaceae.
AUGCGAUGUGCUGCCGAAGCAGCAAGAAAGGCGAUUGCACGCAUGCGUGCAGCCGAAGAGAGUUCUUCUCUUGCCUCAGCAGCAGGUGAUCCUUUUCCUGCUGUUGCGAUUCAGCAACAGGCGGUGCCUGCUAUGAACAGUCCACGUGGUGAGUCACUACGUGCGAUAGCUACAUCCGCUGCGUCCGCGGCGGGUGCUGCGACUCUCAAUGUGGAUGAGCCUGAAAUAGAGCGUAUGUAA